UUCCGGCCGCCCCGCGUUCCGCCUGCAGCCCAGAAGUUAGCAGGCUGUGUUCCGAUUAACUUUGAAGGCGCGGGAGUCCUCGUCGCCCUUCCCGAGAAGCGGCGGCCACUUUCCCCCGGCGCUUCGCGGGGCGGUUCUGCGAUCCUGCGAGACCCGCGGAGCGAUCCUCUGGGGAAGGAUUUUAGACUCUGAGGAGCAAUUGGAGCUAAUCCACAUAUGGAAAUGGAAACCACCGAACCUGAGCCAGACUGUGUAGUGCAGCCUCCCUCUCCUCCUGAUGACUUUUCAUGCCAAAUGAGACUCUCUGAGAAGAUCACUCCAUUGAAGACUUGUUUUAAGAAAAAGGAUCAGAAGAGAUUGGGAACUGGAACCCUGAGGUCUUUGAGGCCAAUAUUAAACACUUUGCUAGAAUCUGGCUCACUUGGUGGGGUUUUUAGAUCCAGAAACCAGGAUGCAGAUGAGAACAGCUUACAUGAACCUAUGGUGAAAAAACCCCUGGAAAUCAACACAUCCUGUCCACCAACAGAAAACAAUAUGUCUGUCUUGAUUCCUGAGGGGACAAAUGUCGGGGACCAAAUACCAGAAACUCGCCCUUCUACUGAUGCUCCAGAACAAGUGAUUCCAAUCCAGGAUCACAACUUUCCAUCAGAAACCAUUAGUGGGACAGUGGCUGAUUCUACAGCAGGGCACUUCCAGACUGCCCUUUUGCACCCAGUUUCAAGUGAUGUUCCCGUUAGUCCUGACUGCAUAGACAAAGUCAUGGAUUAUGUUCCAGGGGUUUUCCAAGACAACAGUUUUACAAUUCAAUACAUUUUGGACACCAGUGAUAAGUUGAGUACCGAGCUCUUUCAGGAUAAAAGUGAGGAGGCCUCCCUUGAUCUUGUAUUUGAGUUGGUGAACCAGCUACAGUACCACACUCACCAAGAGAACGAAAUUGAAAUUUGCAUGGACUUUUUGCAAGGCAUGUGUAUUUAUGGCAGGGAUUGUUUGAAACACCACACGGUCUUGCCCUAUCAUUGGCAGAUCAAGAGGACAACUACCCAAAAGUGGCAGAGUGUAUCCAAUGAUUCCCAGGAGCACUUGGAAAGAUUUUACUGUAACCCAGAGAAUGAUAGGAUGAGAAUGAAGUAUGGAGGACAAGAAUUUUGGGCAGAUUUGAAUGCCAUGAAUGUGUAUGAAACAACUGAAUUUGACCAACUACGAAGGCUGUCCACACCACCCUCUAGCAAUGUCAAUGCUAUUUACCACACAGUCUGGAAAUUCUUCUGUAGGGACCACUUUGGAUGGAGAGAGUAUCCUGAGACUGUUAUUCGAUUGAUUGAAGAAGCCAACUCUCGGGGUCUGAAAGAGGUCCGAUUUAUGAUGUGGAACAAUCACUACAUUCUCCACAACUCAUUUUUCAGGAGAGAAAUAAAAAGGAGACCUCUCUUCCGCUCCUGUUUUAUAUUGCUCCCAUAUUUACAGACACUUGGUGGUGUUCCCACACAGGCUCCUUCACCUCUCGAAGCAACCUCAUCAUCACAAAUCAUCUGCCCAGAUGGGGUCACCUCAGCAAACUUUUACCCUGAAACUUGGGUUUAUAUGCAUCCAUCUCAGGACUUUAUCCAAGUGCCUGUUUCUUCAGAGGACAAAAGCUAUCGAAUUAUUUACAAUCUUUUUCAUAAGACUGUGCCUGAAUUUAAAUAUAGAAUUUUGCAAAUAUUGAGAGUCCAAAACCAGUUUCUUUGGGAGAAAUAUAAAAGGAAAAAGGAAUAUAUGAACAGAAAAAUGUGUGGCCGUGACAGAAUAAUAAAUGAGAGGCACUUAUUUCAUGGAACAUCCCAGGAUGUGGUAGAUGGAAUCUGCAAGCACAACUUUGACCCUCGAGUCUGUGGAAAGCAUGCUACAAUGUUUGGACAAGGCAGUUAUUUUGCAAAGAAGGCAAGCUACUCUCAUAAUUUUUCUAAGAAGUCCUCCAAAGGAGUCCAUUUCAUGUUUCUGGCCAAAGUGCUGACUGGCAGAUAUACGAUGGGUAGUCAUGGCAUGAGAAGACCUCCUCCCGUCAAUCCCGGCAGUGUCACCAGUGACCUGUAUGACUCUUGUGUGGAUAAUUUCUUUGAGCCUCAGAUUUUUGUCAUUUUUAAUGAUGACCAGAGUUACCCUUAUUUUGUUAUUCAAUAUGAAGAAGUCAGUAACACUGUUUCCAUUUGAAAAAUCUUGGUACUGUUAAAUUAUUUGAUAUGAACUCAAUCCAGCAUUUGUAGCAGGUUUUGGAUGGGUGGGACAGAGUGGGAAACAGCAUUGGACAUUAAUAGGGCACUUUUAAGACCCAAUUUUUUAAGUGUUAGAAAGUAAAAAAUUUUUUAAAGAAAAACAAGUUUUAAAAUGACCACUUACUCUUUAAUUAUUUACUAAUUGUUGUUAGUGUACUCAGUGUGGGAAAGACUACAGAUUGCAUACUCUUCAUUCACACUUGUACAUAUAGGCAGCAAUGUUAUUAGAAGCAUUAAAAAAAAAAGAGCCUAACUAAUUGAAUGUGACUUAAGCCUGGUAGAAGUUUGGCCAAAUGAAAUGGAAGCUGUGAACAAAGUGAGGAUUUGGUAUAUUUACAGUGAUAAAACUGACUGGAACUAGUAUUAUCAUACGUACUCCCUGUCCAAAGUGGAAAGAAAUAUUUCUAUCAGCCAGACUGACAUGUAUCACCGAACCAAAGCGUACCAGUGACUUCAACUUUUGCAGAGUUUGCCUGAGAAUUCAGAGUUCUGUUUAGAGAGGAAGUUUUAGAAAAGGAACUAUUUGAAAAAUUUUUGUCAUCAGCAAAAUUUUUCACUAGCCAGUUAUAUGUGAUUCUCGUGUUGUUACACUUCAGCCUUG
Molecule: messenger RNA, 2853 nt
Organism: Myotis davidii
Lineage: Eukaryota; Metazoa; Chordata; Mammalia; Chiroptera; Vespertilionidae
Gene: TIPARP
Product: TCDD-inducible poly(ADP-ribose) polymerase
Exons: 6
Coding region: 217-2190 (657 amino acids)
Molecular function (GO): NAD+ poly-ADP-ribosyltransferase activity; metal ion binding
Source: RefSeq, a predicted model, not a curated record